AUGUGGGAAGAGGGGCAGCCUGUCAUUGAGGGGUCAGAGCCUGAGGAAGAGCAGGGUAAGGAGGGCAUCCCUGGAGAGAGAUGGCCUGGCGUGGGGUAUCAAAACCCGCAGUGCAGUCAAGAGUAUAUCCACACAGUGGAGUAUACAUUUUCGGACAACUCGGUAGUGGCCACUGCGCAGACCAGACUUCGCUCGUUUUCGUGCGCCUCGCUCCGCUUUUCCUCCGCAACCAUGUUUGACAAACCCGAUAUGACUGAGAUCGAGAAAUUCGAUAAGUCGAAACUGAAGAAGACAGAGAUGCAAGAGAAAAAUCCACUGCCUUCCAAAGAAACGACUGAACAGGAGAAGCAAGCAGGCGAAUCGUAAUGAGGCGUGUGCCGCCAAUAUGCACUGUACAUUCCACAAGCAUUGCCUUCUUAUUUUACUUCUUUUAGCUGUUUAACUUUGUAAGAUGCAAAGAAGUUGGAUCAAGUUUAAAUGACUGUGCUGCCCCUUUCACAUCAAA
Cercocebus atys (sooty mangabey) is the source of this 505-nucleotide messenger RNA. RefSeq lists its product as uncharacterized. The record is from RefSeq and is a predicted model, not a curated record. Bases 1 to 366 code for a protein of 121 amino acids. The transcript is spliced from 2 exons. Gene Ontology annotation, cellular component: cytoplasm. Lineage: Eukaryota; Metazoa; Chordata; Mammalia; Primates; Cercopithecidae. Gene Ontology annotation, biological process: actin filament organization; regulation of cell migration. Gene Ontology annotation, molecular function: actin monomer binding.